CCAGAUGUAUCAUAUUUAAGCAAGGAUGCUUGUGUGUCGUGAUCAGUGUGUGAUUUAGAAGCAAGUGUGAUUCGCAAGAUGUUCAAGAUAACGUUCGUGCUAGCUGUAGUCGUGAUUGCGACGGUGUCAGCCCAGUUCGGGGGCCGCGGAGGUAGGCAAGGCUUCGGCAAUGGCGGCUUUGGAGGCCAAGGCGGCUUUGGAGGCCCCGGAGGCUUCGGGGGCCAAGGCGGCUUCGGGCGCCCCGGCGACAGCUUCGGUGGGGGCUUCGGGCGCCCAGGCGGUUUUGGCGGCCAAGGAGGAUUCGGAAACCGACCAGGCGGACAGGGAGGUUUCAACCAAGGAGGCUAUGGACAGGGAGGAUUCGGCGGAGGACCGGGAGGUUUCGGCCAAGGAAACUUUGGACAAGGCGGGUUCGGGGGACGGCCAGGCUUUGGUCAAGGAGGAUUCGGAGGACAAGGAUUCGGUGGCCAAGGAGGAUUCGGCCCUGGGGGCUUUGGCGGCCAAAUUGGGUUUUAA
This is a messenger RNA of Leguminivora glycinivorella, 516 nucleotides long. Its product is annotated as glycine-rich protein 23-like. The record is from RefSeq and is a predicted model, not a curated record. The transcript is spliced from 2 exons. Bases 79 to 516 code for a protein of 145 amino acids. NCBI's taxonomy places the organism in Eukaryota, Metazoa, Arthropoda, Insecta, Lepidoptera, Tortricidae.